Molecule: messenger RNA, 1086 nt
Organism: Lathyrus sativus (Indian pea)
Lineage: Eukaryota; Viridiplantae; Streptophyta; Magnoliopsida; Fabales; Fabaceae
Source: the annotation of a GenBank genome assembly
AUGACUCUCCGAACGCGUGCCACUUCUCGACGAAAAAUUCCGAAGUUCUUCUAUCUGUUACUUUGGUUACUUGUGCCGAUUUGUCUAUUUGGAAUUUAUGUCCAUGGCCAAAAGGUUGCCUAUUUCUUUCGACCUCUUUGGGACAACCCUCCUGCCCCUUUCACAAUUAUACCUCACUAUUACGCCGAAAAUGUCUCUAUGGGUCACCUCUGCAAGCUUCAUGGUUGGUCACUUCGUUCCCAACCUCGGCGCAUUUUCGAUGCAAUUAUCUUCAGUAAUGAGUUAGACUUGUUAGAGAUUAGAUGGCAUGAGCUUUAUCCAUACGUAACAAAAUUCGUGAUCCUCGAGUCCAAUACCACGUUCACAGGCAUUCCAAAGCCGCUUUUCUUUGACGAAAACAAGGAGAGAUUUGCAUUUGCUAAACAGAAAGUUGUCCAUGGCAUGAAUCCCGGUCGAGUUGCAGUCCGUGGAUCAAACGAGGAUCCGUUUGUGCUCGAGUCAAAACAACGAGGAGCCAUAAACGCAUUGUUACGCCGCGCAGGGAUUUCCAAUGGUGACAUUCUUCUCAUGUCAGAUACAGAUGAGAUUCCAAGUCCUCAUGCGUUGAAACUUCUUCAAUGGUGUGAAGGGAUUCCUCCCAUAAUGCAUCUUGAUCUGAGAAACUACAUGUACUCGUUCGAGUUUCCCACGGACUACAACUGGAAACCCAGCGCCAACAUCUAUGGUCCUCGGACUUAUUACCGGCAUUCACGCCAGACUGACUUUCUUUUAUCAGAAGCAGGAUGGCAUUGUAGCUUUUGCUUUCGGCGUAUCUCAGAGUUUGUCUUCAAAAUGAAGGGUUAUAGUCACGCAGAGCGUGUUAGAUGGAAAUCUUUCCUUAGUCAUUCAAGAAUUCAGGAAGUUAUUUGCAAAGGAGCUGAUCUUUUCGAUAUGCUACCCGAAGAAUACACGUUCCAGGACAUGAUUAAAAGGUUGGGGCCGAUACCUCGUUCGGCUUCUGCGGUUAACCUUCCGGCUUACUUGAUAGAAAAUGCAGAUAAAUUUAAGUUCCUUCUUCCUGGAGGUUGCCUAAGAACACCAGAAUGA